Molecule: messenger RNA, 690 nt
Organism: Fraxinus pennsylvanica
Lineage: Eukaryota; Viridiplantae; Streptophyta; Magnoliopsida; Lamiales; Oleaceae
Source: the annotation of a GenBank genome assembly
AUGAAAUUCACAGAUUCACCUGUAAUCGAGCUGCCGGUGCUUGACACGCGCCUCUCCAUUCAGCAAGAUAACGGCUCGAUGCACGUUGGCACCUCCGUCUGGCCCUGCUCCUUGGUCCUAGUCAAGUUCGCCGAACGCUGGCACCCACAAACAUUCGCCGCAAGUGAUACGGACCCCACCAACCCUUAUGCCGACCUCCUAACCUUCACCAACAAGCGCGCCGUGGAGCUUGGAGCCGGCUGCGGAGUAGCCGCCAUGGGAUUCUACCUGCUGGGUCUGCACGACGUCGUAAUUACAGACAUUGCGCCUGUGAUGCCAGCCCUAAAGCACAAUUUGAAGAGGAACAAGCCUGUUUUGAAGAAGACCCUAAAGACUGCCCAGUUGUAUUGGGCAAAAGAGGAGCAGAUUCAGGCAUUAGGCCCUCCUUUUGAUUUUGUAAUUGCGACGGACGUGGUUUAUUUGGAGGAGACGGUGGCGCCGUUAAUUAGGGCAAUGGAAAGUUUAGUGUCAGAUAGCGGUGUCGUUUUAUUGGGUUACCAGCUGAGGUCGCCGGAGGCUCAUAAAUUGUUCUGGGAAAUGUGCGGGACCGUUUUCGAGGUGGAGAAGAUCCCACACGAGCAUUUGCACACGGACUACGCAUACGAGGAGACUGAUGUUUAUGUUUUCAGGAAGAAAAAGCAAGAUGUUUAA